Messenger RNA from Glycine soja, 1385 nucleotides. RefSeq names its product ribosome biogenesis protein 15-like. Gene Ontology annotation, cellular component: nucleolus. The record is from RefSeq and is a predicted model, not a curated record. Gene Ontology annotation, biological process: maturation of LSU-rRNA from tricistronic rRNA transcript (SSU-rRNA, 5.8S rRNA, LSU-rRNA). Gene Ontology annotation, molecular function: RNA binding. NCBI's taxonomy places the organism in Eukaryota, Viridiplantae, Streptophyta, Magnoliopsida, Fabales, Fabaceae. The coding region runs from base 418 to 747 and encodes 109 amino acids. The transcript has 8 exons.
CCAAAUGACCCAGUCCAUUUCGUUCUUAAAAGUCAAAACCCUAUCACUGUAGGCCUCUCUUAUUCUCGGCGACUCUCACGCUCGUCUCUCAUAAUCAAAAUCCUUAUCGAACUUGAAUUAAGCUACUGAUUUUCUCAUUGUUGUGGUGUCAUUCUGACUCUCUUUUCUUCUCUAUUCUCCCUGGUUUUCUUAUCUACUUAUUUUCUUCGUCCUUUUUGUUUGAGUUAGUAGUGUGAAGGAGACAAAACAGAGUUGUUGAAUAAACAUUAAGCUAGGCCACAGAGUUUUGAUGCCUAGCAACAAGUGUCACAGUGUUGUACACGUUUCCAUCAGCAACUGCCUUAUAUGUGUAGGACACUCCUCAUUAGGUGACAAUUAAAAAAAGAUGUCGAGCCAAGCAUUUGAACCAACACCUCCAUGGCUCAGUCAGUCAGACAUGAUUUGGAUAGUGAGAUGGGGACCAAGGUAAAGAAAGCUAUGAAGAAUUUGAAAAGGGCAACUACUAAUAAGCCAUCCGAGGAUGCUGACUUUUUGUCCUUGGAAGGUGGUCCUGUUUGCAAACAACCCGAACAGAAGCUGCUGAAGAAUACUGCAACUGUUUUGUAUGUGGGUAGGAUUCCACAUGGAUUCUAUGAGAAGGAGAUGGAAGGUUAUAUUGGACAAUUUAGAACCAUCAAGAAAUUGAGAAUUGCAAGAAAUAAAAGGGCGGGAAAAUCAAGACAUUUUGGGUACAUAGAAUUUGAAUAAUCAGAGGUAGCAAAAAUUGUAGCUAGAGUGAAAGAAAAAGACAGAUAAAUCAGCGCACUAAAGCUUUCCAAUCUCUGGGUAUCAUAUAUAAAAUAGGUUUAUUAUCAGCUCUGUUCCAUAGAAUAGAAAUUCUAUGAAGUUGUAGCACUACAAGCCCAUUAGUAUGGUGACACUUUUGUUCAUGAUGAUUUUAGGCAAGAUUAUUAUUCUUAAACCCAAUCACCCAUCCUCCCAAAAGAAUCAGACCUUAAAAGAUACCAUGUGCUGAAACCCAAAUAGUAGCUAGGAUUUAGGAUAAGUAUCAUGUCACAGAAUGUGCAAGAAGAGUUUGCCAAAAAGCCUAGAAUUGCCUUUUAACUGAUAUCCACAUGCAUAAAAAAUGAGUAGAAAUGCCAAUCCUUUAAAAUGGCAUUAUUAUGUGUCUUGACUAAAGGGUAAAAGAAUUAGUUUCUUAUUUACAAUAGCAUCGAGGGGAUCAAGUGAAUAUGUGACUUUUUCCUUUAUUGAUGGAGAGGAUUCGAUUACCAUCACAAGCCAUUGGACUUGGUCCAAAUUGAACGGAAGUGUGAUGACUAGUUCAAUGGAUCAGAAAAUCUACCUGUUUGAUUGAAAGUCUGUUUUGUUCCUUAAUGUUGUCA